Molecule: messenger RNA, 1864 nt
Organism: Xenopus tropicalis (tropical clawed frog)
Lineage: Eukaryota; Metazoa; Chordata; Amphibia; Anura; Pipidae
Gene: nrl
Product: neural retina leucine zipper
Exons: 5
Coding region: 35-1075 (346 amino acids)
Biological process (GO): regulation of DNA-templated transcription
Cellular component (GO): nucleus
Molecular function (GO): DNA binding; DNA-binding transcription factor activity; sequence-specific DNA binding
Source: RefSeq, a predicted model, not a curated record
GAUAGGGUCAUGCGUUGCACAGACACAGAGAAGCAUGGCAAGUCAGCAUUGUCAUAUUGUUACAUUACAAGCCCUCAGGUCUUGCCUGCUGCAGACUGAUGAUGGAGGUUCGUGGAAACAAUGGAUUCAUGGGAAACAUCCAAUCCAGAGCACAACAAGCAAAGGUCAGCAAGAAAGAUGGUCUCCUGAAACAGGUACUCGUUGCUACUGGGUGAGUGCUCCACACGAGACGUACUUUAAGUGGGCAUUCUGCACUGAUCCCACCAAACAGAUGGCACUCGCUGAUCUACCAAGCACUCCCUUGGCCCUUGAAUACCUCAAUGAUUUUGAUCUAAUGAAGUUUGAGGUGAAGAGGGAACCACCUGAACCUCGGGCCUCACGUCUUGCUCCUCCUCCUUCUCUGGGUUCAACCCCAUGCAGUUCUGUGCCACCCUCACCUACCUUCAGUGACCCAGCUGAAUCUGCUGGUCCACCCCGGCCUAGUCUGGAGGAACUGUACUGGAUGGCAGCUUUACAACAGCAGAUGGGGGGUGAGGGACUACCACUGACCCCAGAGGAUGCUGUUGAGGUCCUAAUGGGGGGUGGAGGAGCACCAACAAUGCAGGGCAUGGACGGGGGUUACAGGCCACAUCCCCACAGCUCCCACCCUGCUGGCUACCUGCUAAGCCCAGAAGACAUGAAUGUACAACAGCACCAGCUGUCGCCUUUGUCGGAGCGCUUUUCUGAUGAGCAGUUAGUUGGAAUGUCUGUCCGGGAAUUGAACAGGCAGCUUCGUGGGUUCAGUAAGGAGGAGGCCUUACGACUGAAACAGCGCAGGCGCACCCUGAAGAAUCGUGGAUAUGCCCAGUCAUGCCGUUACAAGAGAGUACAGCAACGCCAUGUCCUAGAAACAGAAAAAUGUCAGCUCUCUCGCCAGCUUCAACAGCUUCAGCAAGAAGUGGCCCGUAUCACCCGGGAAAGGGAUGGCUGGAGAGCUAGAUAUGAGAAACUGCUGAGCGCUACGGGAGGGGGGGCAGGCUCAGAUGUACUAGGGGCAGGAGGUGACACAGGGCCUGGAGCUGAGCUCUUCCUGUGAUCUUCAAAUCAGAAGAUUCCACCCCAAAUCUAAGGAGCUGCUAUUAUGUAGGGGACACCUCUCUUCUCAAUUACAGAGAUAUACUUCACUGCAGAGACACUGAACACUUGGUCCCAACAACCUGAAUCACAUUCAAUGCAAUCAGAAGCUAAAGGGGUCACUCAGGGUUGUCCCCUAAUGUUCUUCAGUUAGGAAUACAACAGCUUCCCACUCAAGAAACAAAACUGAACUCCUUCAGGCACAGUAGGGGUUGGGGACAAUAUAAAAAUGCUGUUUUGGUGGUCAGUAUCACUAAUUCACCAGCAACUCAAAAUCCCCAAGACAGGUCUGCACUUUUAUCUUUAAAGGCAACAAUUUCACCCAGAGCAAAUCUAAUCUUCUAUGUGUCAGAUUCUUCUUUGCCCCAUUCCUAUGGUAUAUAACUUACAUAUCAGUGAGUGCUCUGGGGGCUGGUUGAGCCUGUCCCUGAUAUUUGAGAAUUCCCAUUACCCCUAAUUACCCCUUCAUGAAACUGAGGAAUAUUCUGGUUGUAUUUUGAGGGAAAGAGUAAAUUAUUUAAUUUUUUAUGUGUGAUUGUGAACUUAAAUAAUAUGCAAUAUAUUGCAUGCUCCUGCCCCUGCUUUUGGUGGGGCUAGCAGGUUACUAGGCAGAGCUGACUGUGUGUUGUGAAAAACUUUACAGAUUGUUUUUUUCUUAAUAUUUUGUAUUCCAAGAAAAUGACAGAAAAAAUGAAAUAAACUACUUAUUUAAACAUAGACGAAUAAACCAUGCAGAGUUUUUACAGCAGAA